Molecule: messenger RNA, 627 nt
Organism: Cygnus atratus (black swan)
Lineage: Eukaryota; Metazoa; Chordata; Aves; Anseriformes; Anatidae
Gene: C6H2orf80
Product: chromosome 6 C2orf80 homolog
Exons: 7
Coding region: 1-627 (208 amino acids)
Source: RefSeq, a predicted model, not a curated record
AUGGAAAGAAAACGCCUAAAGAAAGAGAUUGAAAAACUCUUGGGAGAUUAUGUUGGCAUCAGACUACGAGAAAAUGGAUUUGAUCCAAGCAGACAAAGGCAGCCCACCUUUCUAGAUGACAUGGUCCAUUACAACUUAGCCUUCACUGUUGCUAUGCUGUGGUUAUGUGACUUGGAUGCUCAAACUGUACUGACAAGAGAGAAAAUGAAUUUGGCAGCUCACAGCCGAUACAUGUAUCCCAAUCGAAUUGAGAGAGAAGCUAUGAUAUUAUCUUCAUAUGCUGGGAUAUUAAUGAAUAGCAUUCCCAUUGAAGAGAUCUUUGAGAUUUACAGCAUGGGGCCUUCAGCAACACGAUGGCAGAGCUCUGCAAAUGACCACUGGAUUCAACCUUUCAAGCUCUCCCUGCAUCCAUUUGCCAUGCUGACUGCCCCCAAAGCUGCAGAGUACACCAGGAGGCACAGCAUCAAGUACCAGAGAACAGCAGCAAAUCAAAGAACUGACCCUCAUACAGCAUGGAGAGCUAAAAAGGACAGCAAGCAACUGGCUGACAAAGUACAUCAGGAGAACUGGAACAAGUCAGCAAACCAGUUUUGCAACAGCAGGGCUGGAUUUGAUGGAGUUGAAUAA